AUGACUCCGGCGGCGGCUGCGGCGGCGACGACCACAACGACGACGACGAAUAAUUACACGGCGGGUCAGUUUGGAGAUACAACUUACACAAAAGUGUUUGUUGGUGGGUUGGCUUGGGAAACCCAGAAAGAUACCAUGAAGACUUACUUUGAACAGUUUGGUGAGAUCUUGGAGGCUGUUGUCAUCACUGAUAAGACCACUGGCAGAUCUAAAGGCUAUGGCUUUGUAACUUUCCGGGAAGCCGAUGCAGCGAUGAGGGCAUGUGUUGAUGCAGCUCCGGUGAUCGACGGAAGGAGGGCCAACUGCAAUCUUGCUUCUUUGGGUGUUCAAAGAUCCAAACCCUCAACCCCUAACAAACUUGGUGGAGGAAGGACCAUUAGGGUUAUGGGUGGUUAUGGAGGAGGGUAUCAUCAUCACAAUCAUAACCAUCAUCAAGCUGGUGGUGCAGGUGGAAUGGGAACAACAGCUUUCCCUUCUGCUACAGCCUUCCCUCAUUAUGCCAUCCACCAAGGCAUCCCUUUCCCUGCUACUAAUCUUUAUGGAUACUCUCCCUAUUCUCCAGAUUACACCUAUCCAACGAGUUACUAUAAUGUAUAUGGAGGUACAAAUGGGCAGUAUCCAUUCUAUGGAACAAGUGUUGGUGCAGCUGGUGGUGGGAUGAUCACAGCUGCCGGUGCCGCCGCUGCAGCCGCCGCCUUCUACCCGUAUCUGAACAUGGCGGAGGGCGGUCACGGGAACUACACUACCGGUCAGAGUUACGGUGUGUACCCACACCAUCUCUACCAGUACUCCGCCGUGAACUCUUCCGCUGGUUACCCACAACAGUAUGGAACUCCGAUAUCGCUUGCAGCGACUACGCCAUUGCAACCAGCAGGCGUGAACAUGGUUCUGCAAUCACCAGCUGCUCAUCAUUAAGAGAUUCAUGAACUGUGCAUUGAUAUAUAUCAAACCCACAUGCAUGCCUACUUCCCCUUCAAUUCCCUUCUCAGAAUCUUUUCCAUUCUGAAAAAAAAAAGACCUUUGGCCCAACCAUGGUUAAGUUACCUCUUUCAUUCUCUCUCUCUCUCUCUCUCUCUCAAUCUCUCCCAUGGAGGUCCUAAAAUCAGGGCCAUCCAAGGCAUGGAAAGAAACCCCCCAUAGGGGUUACAUCCAAAUUUGGAGGACAUUUUCCCAUCUUCUCUUAAAAGGGCAGGGUCCCCUACAAAGAGAAGAAGGAACCCCACAAAGCAUAUGCAUGUGCAUCUCACCAACUCAUGGCUAUGAAAAACAGCUUCAUUGAGUUGGGGAAAAUCUCAUAUAAUUCUUUGGCUUCUGGAAAAAAGCCAACAGAUUAUAUAUUAAGACAUCAUAUCAUUCAAAAUCCAGCUCAUUUUGUAGCCCUGCAAUGGCUGUCCAAAGAGAGUUUGUAAAUGGCUUCAAGUUUCAAAAAGAUGUCUGGUUUAGAUAAUAUAUAUACAUAUAGACUACUUUUAAUCAUGUGGGCAUUGGAAUGUGCCCUAAGUUUUUGGUCUUUUUUAACUUGAACCCUAGUCUUAGAUUUUUAAAAACUUGGCUAGUAAGUUUCUGUUAAAACUUUUUCCAUUUUUCAUCAACAUGUAGUUUUCGGAAAAAACCCUUUUCGUUUCGUUUCUCAAAAAAUCCAGCAUCCGUUCUUAGGGUAAGAACGGAUACUGGCUUCUUUUUUCUUUCAUAAUUUCUCUGUAAAUUUACUUUGGCUAAACUUCGGGAGUUUUAGCCAUGUAACUAAAUAACAUUAAGCCAUAGUUGUAGUGCAUUUAGGUCUUUUUUCGUACCGACUUUUUUAGGUAGGUAUCAUGAGCUCCGUUGAUGGAAACGGAGCUCGAAAUGCAUCGGAAAGUAAACCGUGAGAGAUAUUUUCAAUCUUUCGGUUUACGAUCUCUAACACAUCAACCAUGGUUAGGACUAAGGUCAUCUUUUCCCUUCUUUCUCUCUCUCUCUCCUCUCUCUCUCCUCUCUCUCUUGAACUCAAGUCUACUUUGAGACUGAAUCUUGGUACUCUUUUUAUAAUAUGUAAUCAUGAUCUAAGGUUUGAACUUCGGAUUGUAACUAGCAAUUAAUGCUGCUUAAUUACAUGACUCAUCCUCAAUCAAUGGUGAUUGAGAUGAGUCUCUACUUACUCCUUUUA
Messenger RNA from Cynara cardunculus var. scolymus (artichoke), 2146 nucleotides. Its product is annotated as probable RNA-binding protein ARP1. The record is from RefSeq and is a predicted model, not a curated record. Bases 1 to 915 code for a protein of 304 amino acids. The transcript is spliced from 6 exons. NCBI's taxonomy places the organism in Eukaryota, Viridiplantae, Streptophyta, Magnoliopsida, Asterales, Asteraceae. Gene Ontology annotation, molecular function: RNA binding.